Serpula lacrymans var. lacrymans S7.9 is the source of this 1740-nucleotide messenger RNA. RefSeq lists its product as uncharacterized. NCBI's taxonomy places the organism in Eukaryota, Fungi, Basidiomycota, Agaricomycetes, Boletales, Serpulaceae. The transcript is spliced from 2 exons. Bases 229 to 1740 code for a protein of 503 amino acids. The record is from RefSeq and is a predicted model, not a curated record.
UACGAUGAGGUAGCCGAUAAGCAAUCUAUAGUCAGCCGCGCAUUAAACACAUGCAUUCCUCCCCGCGGUGGCUUGUUUACUGCUCAAGCCUAAAACCUUCGACACGUAGAUAGCUCCAGUUGAAAAAACAUCACUCACCCAAGAAACUUACCUGAGGGCGACUUCUCCAGUCGUACAAGUAGCUAUUGUUCUCUGAGAUAUACCUAUACCAAAAUAAACACACCGAAUAUGACCUCAAACGUCCGUAAUGUUCUGUUUUUUGGGGAAACUGGAGUUGGGAAGAGCUCUCUGAUUAACAUGAUAAUGGAAGGACACACCUCCGGAGAAGAGAGAUCAUGCACACCUGUCGCCACUUGGACUAACACCGACCCAGCGGAUGCUCAAUUGGUGCCAGACAAAUCAAAACGGCCUACGGGCGAUGUGUUAAAGAAUCCGGAACAUACCCAAAAAUCAGACGUUCGAAACAGGGAGAGUCAUGAUGUUGCGAAUCAUAGCAUGAGAUGUGGAGAUGAGGAGAAAUCACCCACAUCAUGCUCUCGUAGAGGUUCAUUACACCCCGCAGAGGUUUCUAGCGGUGCAAAAGGAUGCACCUUCAAAAGCAAAUCGUAUCAAAUGAAUAUUGAUGGAUUGGAGUAUAAACUGUGGGACACCGUGGGCCUUAACGAGGGAGACCUUGGACGCGUACCCGCUGCACAGGCAAUGGAAGGGCUUAAAGACCUUGUGCAUGAAGUCGUAGGAAAAGAGGGGAUCAGUUUGCUCGUAUAUUGCAUUCGUGCAAACAGGAUUACACAAGCCUCCACAAAAAACUAUCGUGUCUUUUAUUCUGCGCUUUGUCGGAAGAAAGUUCCGAUAGUGAUAGUGAUCCUAGGACUGGAGAAUUUUGAAGGGGAACGUAUGGACAGCUGGUGGGAACAGAAUGAGAAGGACUUCAAAAAGUACCGCAUGUACUUUGCGGGUAACGCAUGCGUAACGGCAAUACAGGGACAACCUACGCAAGAUGGGACUCAUUUGUACGAGGAUCGAUAUCUUGAAUCACAGCGGAAUAUAAAGAAACUUAUCUCGUUGCGGUGCUCUCCACAACCAUGGAAGGUGUUGCCAAACCAUGCUUCGCAAGUCAUUCAGGACAUUGUAGGACUGAUGCAGAAGAUGGAGGAAGAUAACCCAAACAUACUCGUCUAUAAUUUCUUAGGCCCGACUGCAGCUAUCCAGAAGAGUGGUUUCAAUAUUGCCACAUGCAUUUCCGGUGAACCCAUAGCAGAGACAUUGGCGAGUACCGUCAUCAUCGGCGGAAAGCGCUACACACUUCACGAUGCAGAUGCGUAUGAUAGACACAUUGACAUUUCUAAGGCUAUGGAGAAAGAGCCCCGUUUGUUGAUAUUCUGUCUGCCCGAGGAGCAAGUGGAGAAAAGUGUGCUAAAAUGUAAAGAGAUCUACGAGUCACGCAAGUGCGACAUACCUCUCCUUGUGGCCAUCACGCCUGCUGAUUACGCUUAUCCUAUCCUGGAGCGGAAGAAUAUCAUCGCACAAGCAUUCGAGAAACACUCUGUGUCCAUUUCUUCCUAUACGGGCUUCAAACCCGAAGGCACGGAGAGCCAACCCAAGUAUUGUGAAGAACGCCUCUGGUCGCACGACUUGGCCGAGCUUAUUGUGCGGUUUACGCUGGAGCUUCCUGCCAAAGAUCCGGGAGUACUGAAGUCGUUAUGGAAAAAUGUACUCAACGUCAUGCGACGCAAUCGUUAA